Messenger RNA from Trichomycterus rosablanca, 6150 nucleotides. It is a transcript of the gene slc38a3a, whose product is annotated as solute carrier family 38 member 3a. Bases 227 to 1786 code for a protein of 519 amino acids. Gene Ontology annotation, molecular function: L-asparagine transmembrane transporter activity; L-glutamine transmembrane transporter activity; L-histidine transmembrane transporter activity. Lineage: Eukaryota; Metazoa; Chordata; Actinopteri; Siluriformes; Trichomycteridae. The transcript has 17 exons. Gene Ontology annotation, biological process: L-glutamine transport; asparagine transport; histidine transport. The record is from RefSeq and is a predicted model, not a curated record. Gene Ontology annotation, cellular component: plasma membrane.
GUCUUGACUCGAUAGGAUUAGUCGUGGACGGUCUGUUUCCAUCACAGCGUGUUUGUUUCGGUGCUGUGUGUCCGGACCGAGAGAGCAAAAUUCGGGACGCGGUGAGAGAACGCGGCGCAGAUCGUGCUCUCCUCUCUCCGGUAUUCGGGUUUUGAUCGAGGUGAGAAUCUCCUGAUAAGUCCAUAAAAAUCUUCUAUCAGCUUCUGGAGUAAAACUGAACCUCGUUAUGGAUCCGGCGCCGGCCGAAAUGAACGCGGUCCCCAACGGGAAGGGCCACGAAGCGGGAGGCGAUACGACUGCCAACAAAACCCAAACAGGGAGCCCGGCUCGAGAACUCGUACCUAAUAGUACAGAAAACACCAGCAGAACCACCAGAGACGCCGAAUCCAACCAGGCGGAGAAUUCAGAGUUCCUCUCCAACGAUGAGGACAACAAAACACCGCGUUUCACAGACUUUGAAGGAAAGACCUCGUUCGGGAUGUCGGUCUUCAAUCUGGGAAACGCCAUCAUGGGAAGCGGAAUUCUGGGACUGGCGUACGCCAUGGCUAACACGGGCGUGGUCAUGUUCCUGUUCCUCCUGACCGCCGUGGCUUGUCUCUCGGCGUACUCCAUCCACCUGCUGCUCAAGUCCUCGGGCGUCGUCGGUAUCCGUGCGUACGAGCAGCUGGGAUUCAGGGCGUUCGGCACACCGGGCAAGAUGGCAGCGGGCAUCGCCAUCACGCUGCAGAAUAUUGGAGCUAUGUCCAGCUACCUGUACAUCGUCAAGUACGAGUUUCCUCUGGUCAUUCAGGCCUUUCUCAAGGUGGACACGCCGUUCGACGAGUGGUAUCUAAACGGUAAUUACCUGGUGGUGAUCGUCUCCAUCUGUAUCAUCCUCCCUCUGGCUCUGAUGAAGCAACUGGGGUAUCUGGGCUACACGAGUGGCUUCUCUCUCAGCUGUAUGGUGUUCUUCCUCAUCUCGGUGAUUUAUAAGAAGUUCCAGAUCCCGUGUCCCUUCUCGGAGUUCUCCUCCAACCGGACGGCGGGACUGCACGUCAACACGAGUGGCGUGAUCGCCGAGCACAUCACCAUAACCCCCGAUGACGACCCCUCCUGCACCCCACGCAUGUUCAACCUCAACAUUCAGACCGCCUACACCAUCCCCAUCCUGGCGUUUGCGUUCGUGUGCCACCCGGAGGUGCUGCCCAUUUACACAGAACUGCGCAACCCCACCAAGAAAAAGAUGCAGCACGUGUCCAACAUCUCCAUCACCGUCAUGUACGUCAUGUACUUCCUGGCUGCGCUGUUCGGAUAUCUGACCUUCUACGAUAAGGUGGAGGCUGAGCUGCUGCACACCUACAGUAGGAUCGACCCGUACGACACGCUGAUCCUCUGUGUUCGUGUGGCCGUACUGACCGCCGUCACGCUCACCGUACCUAUUGUACUGUUCCCUGUGAGGCGAGCCAUCCAGCAGCUCUUCUUCCCCAAUAAGACCUUCUGGUGGCCGAGACACAUCGCCAUCGCCAUCCUGCUUCUAACCUGCAUCAAUCUGCUCGUCAUCUUCGCCCCCAACAUCCUGGGCAUCUUCGGAGUCAUAGGAGCUACAUCGGCCCCGUGUCUCAUCUUCAUCUUUCCGGCCGUGUUCUACAUCCGAAUUGUUCCCAAAGAGGAGGAGCCACCGCGCUCGGCACCCAAAAUCCUGGCCGCCUGUUUCGCUGGAGUGGGUUUUCUGUUCAUGAUCAUGAGCCUGAGCUUCAUCAUCAUUGACUGGACGACAGGGAGCAGCAAAUCUAGCAGUGGCCACUAGGAUUUACCCACGUUUAAUAUUUUAAUAACUGUGUGUGUGUGUGUGUGUGUGUGAGUGUGUAUUGUAUAUCCAGUGUAACCAGAUCUCUGAUUUUAGCACAGUUUUAAUAUCAGGGCUGAUUCCCGCCGUCCUGUUUAUUGUUUGAUCAAAAAAUAAUAAUUUGAGGCCUUCGAGGUAAUAGCUGCACAAACGUCCACAAAGGGUUCGUUUAGUUUUAUGAUAAAGUAAUUUAAUUACAUGCAUUUUAAUUUUUUAUUAAGACUUAAUGAUGCUACUCUAUAAUCAUAACAUAGUUGUGUAGAGGCUCUAAAUGACCAAGCACUUGUUACUCCCUGGUCUGUUAAUCAAUACGAAUAUCAUUUAUGAUGCUGAGAUGUAUUUUCCACACUACAGGAUGCACUCAUAGAGAUUUUAUAUAUAAAUAAACCCUAACAGCUUUCAUAACAAGCUACCAGCAAAAAGCCAUUAGCAAAAGCUGACAAACUGAAAGAGAAUUUCAGGGUUUUAGCAAUAAUAAACGUCGCCUCCAGCUCAGCAAACAAUACAGCACUGCAGUAGCUCCACAGACAGGACGAACACUAAACUAGACUUCUGGAGGGCCAUGAAGUGCACGUCGUAGCCUCCUGAAACUUCCUGCUACAUGAACAGCUCGCAAACUCGCAAACUGUUUUUAAGCAACACAAACGAUGCAUCAAAACAAGAUUCACUUUGUUAAUGAAAAUAGUAGCGAUCUGGUCCCACUGUGGUUUACAAGAUGUAACGUAAAGCCUCCAUGAGGGGGCGCUCGUGUAUAAGUUCAUUUUGUGUUUAUGUGCCUGUUGAAAUUUGUUUAUAUAAUUAUAACUAUUUUUCCCUGCAACCCAUUUUUUGUCUCAUACAAACCCUGAGAUACAGAAUUGAUUUGAACCCCAACUGAUGUGACAAAGAUGUGAUGGCAUGAAAAAACUCACUGUCCCAAAUUGUAGCUCGUUGUUGAAAUUCUGUUUUGUUUUAUUUUUCGGGAUUUAGGGACCAAUGUGGCAGGAAUUUGCCGCUCUCCCACUUUCACUGGUGAGAUUACGUGAUGGUUGGGCUGGUUGUUGCUGUCUUGCGUCGGUGCUUGUAGUACAUUCCUCUUCUGUAAUGACUUACUAUCCUUCCUGUCUUUAAUACGGCAAUAAUCUGUACACUGGAGUGAAAAAAGUCGCAGUCGUAGCUGAUAGAUUAUAGCACAAUAACCGAGUGAUACGUAUGCAAACUGUAAAUAUGUUCACCGGUGGGUUUUAUAUAUACAGAUUUCUAUACUGUUCAUCAUCAUCAUAUGGGAUAUUAAUGAGCAUUAAGAUAAAUAUGGACGUCAUGUGAUGGUUCUGUGUUUGGUGUUUGUUGGUAAGCAUGUCAUUCUUAGAAUAUAAACAGAACAGUUUAGAUGUUUUAUAGUGAAAGAAAACCACUAUAUAUAUAAAGUACCGAAAUAUAUAAAGUGCAGCUUGGUCCACUGAGUUGAGACCGUGCUGUAAAGAUUGAUGUGCUUUUGCGCUGAAAGAGACAAAAACACUUACAGGGUCGUUUUUAGGGGAGGAACACUGAAAGGUUCAGCUGUGAUGAUAUGACAGGCUUGUGUAAGAGAUGUAGAAGAAAGGAUGGAUGAUGGAGAAACUUGCCAGUCUUGUUGAGUUGUGAGGUGAAUGGUUGGCAGGAACGGUUCUGCAAGAAACAUAGCUUUGACCUAGCGUUUAAGCUGAACCUUACUUGCCAUUGAAGGAUCUAUUUUAGUUGUGUAGACUUCAUAAUGCCGUGUAAUGUCUUAGAUUUUGGUUUGGGGAUUGAAAUUCAACAUGUAAACAAAAAUCAUUUCCAUUGGGAGAUUGUCUGCGCAUUCUGUUAACAAGCUCAGCCAACUUGGUCUAUGUAAAGAAACCAUAUCCAAGAAAUCAGUGCUAGAUGCUAGUUCAUCUUAUUAAGCUUCCUGAUUGAUAAUAUUUGACAUUGGGUUGGGUGAUAUUCUAUUAACUAUCAGUCAGGACACUGCGGUGAUCAAUCAGUGUCCUUUAGGAGGUCACCACCUCACAGAAGAAAGAUUGUUAUGUUAUGAUAAAUGUAUUAAUGCUUUUCAAUUAUUUUAUCUUCAAAGUUUUGCCAUUUUUGCUUUGAUUUAACAUGGAAAGACGAGUAAGAUGGUGAUAAACAAGCCAGAUUGUGGUUGAUCAAGCAUGAAUGUGAGAUGAUGAGAGUUAUAAUGACUGAAUCAGAAGUUUGAGCACUUUUUUGAUGCGAAGCACAACAGAGAGCCAUUAAAUACUUCAUCUACUACAGACCAGCUAUAUAUAUCUAUAAUAAAAUCGAGUAUAUUUUAUAAAUAGAGUUUUACUGCCUUUAAUACUAAAUGUAAACAAGUGUGUGUGGUAUGUGUGUGUGCAAAAUCCUAAGAUAUUCUAUUCACCUGUUUGACAACCUGUGCAAACUACAGUAUUUAGAUGGUGUUUAUGCAUGUGGCACUUGGUCCCAACACAAUAUUAAAAGUAUUCAUUAGGUUAGGGAUGUACAUAAGUACAAAACAUUUUCAUAUUCAUAAAGCAAUGCAAGCACAAGCAGCGUUCCGAGUGUUAAAGCAUACAUGGAGGGCGAUGUAGUGGCUCGACACCUCCUAUGCUUUAAAAGUGGGUGUUCUUCUCUAGAUCCAGAGCUAGUUCAGUAUCACAAACACAUUUAUGGAAUAAAAUCAGGUGUCUGGAGAAAAUACAAACAGCUUAUUGAUCGAAAGUGGUAGUAGUGAUGUACGAUGGGACGGUGUGUGUGAACAGUGCCAGCCUUGCAUUGGAGUUGUUUACCUCAUGACGCGUUUGUUCUUAGCUAAACUGUCAGUGUGUGAGAUUCGAUGAUUAAAUAUGUAUAAAGUGUGUUUGUGUGUGUGUGUGUGUGUGUUAUUUGUGGUACUUUUAACUAGUAGUGCCGUGUUUUGUGGAUUGAUGAGUUAGCCAAACGUAAAUCAUGAAGGUUAGAGGAUUUAACAGGACAACAGAACUUCCUUAAUAAUCAUACAGCCUUAUAUUAACUGCUUAAAGGACAAUACAUGAAUCUAAAUGCACAACAAACAGCACAAACCUGUGGCUCAGGUCCUAAAACGUUAUAACACCCCUGCCUGAACUCUGCACAGGUAACACUGCACAGGUAACCCAGUAUAAGUAAUGCACAAUCUAAUGCAAAAAAGAAAAUUAUUUUGCUGCCAGAGUAUUUUAAACUGUGUGUCAUAAAUGUAGGCUACAUAACUACCAAACGUGUGUAUCUGUAGAAUUAGAUUAAUUGUAAAACAUAAAGGUUGUUGAGCUACGGUUACUCCCCGUUCUCUAAUAAAACUGUUACUGAUUGUUUUUACAUUAUACGUGAUAUCUGUAUGAACUACAUUUAAUAUUACUACAUUAUGUAACUUGUCGCCUCCAGAAUUAUCAGCGUUCAUGUUAAAAAUGUGUAAAAAGGUAAAAGAAAAUGGUUAAUUAUCUUUAGGAAUUGAUUGUGGGUGCUCAGGUGGUUAAACAGCCUCGCUAUUGCAUGGUGCACUUCUCAGUGCGCUCUUAGUGCUGCUCCCAAACCUGGAUAUAGUGAGCAGGGCUGUGUCAGGAAGGGCAUCCGGCAUAAAAACUGUGCCACAUCAAGUAGGCAGACCAUAAUGAUCCGAAUACAGGAGCAGCCAAAAGGGGAAAACAGCAUCUCAUUGAUGAAUGAUUAAGGAAACUUAAUCUUGUUUUAUUUUAUUAGAAUACAUGUAUUUGACUCAAAUAGAAGUUAAUUUUCUUUAUACUUUUGUGUUAGAUGAGGGAAAUAAACCACACAUAAUUGUUUCAUUCCAUUUUAUCCAUCUUUAUCACCGGUGCUGGUAAUUCUGGAGCUGAUUGUAAACUAUACACAGUAGAUGUACUAUACAUAGAUGAUGUUUUAGUCUGAUUUGUGCUGUUCAGUGAAAAGAUUAAAGUGUUUUUGAAAGUAAAGGUUAGUAAAAUAUGGUAUUUCAUUAAAGUCAAACAUUUAUGAGAUAAAUAAGGUUUAAUUCAUGUGUUCACAAUAUUAAUGUUGUUACUCAAUCUCUGUUCUUUCUGAUUUAAUGACGUGUAUGUGUUCAUGACUGACAUGUUGGCAUUUAUAAAUAAUGGAAAUAAAUAUUUAAAAAACCCUUUAUUUUCCUUAAACGUGUUUAGUUUGCACACUGUAAAUAUGCAGAGGUUAGGUUGGGUUAUUAAAACUAAUUACAACAAUUCUUUCAGUUGCAUUUUAAAGAAGAAGCCAGAUAAAUGUCUUCUAUUUCUCUUUAUUUUCAUAUAUUGAUACGCAGCUGGCAGUUCUCGGGCUGUAAACCAUGUUGCGAUAAAUAAAAGUAAGAAUAAAAACUU